GUCGUAGUUGGGAACAGGAAGUUCCGGGUAGAAAACGACAGAACUGUGCUGUUAUGUCUAUAGUGGUUGUGUCCGUUUCAAAUGUAUUAUUACAGACCGACUCAGAUUAAGUCUGAGUCCGUUAACAUAAACAGCGAGGUCAAACCUACAGUCACUGGGUCCUGAUUGUGACAGUGGACCCCAGUUUGCACUGCAGGAUCCAGAGAUGGCAUCAGUGAAGCUGGAAGACUGCAGUCAAACACUGGAGCUGAAUGUCAUCAUUAAAGAUGAAGAAGAGGAGGAGGAGAUUGGUACAUCUGUUAGUCAUGACCGACUCCGAUUAAGUCUGAGGCCGGUAACAUCAACAGUGAGGACAAACCCAGCCUGCCUCUCUCCUUCCACACUGAGUCCAAACCUACAGUCACAGGGUCCUGAUUGUGACAGUGGAGCCCAGUUUGCACUGCAGGAUCCAGAGAUGGCAUCAGUGAAGCUGGAAGACUGCAGUCAAACACUGGAGCUGAAUGUCAACAUUAAAGAGGAGGAGAAGUUUAGGACAACUGUUAGUCAUGGAGACCAUGUUGAGAUAUUCUCUACAUCCAGAGAGCAACAGCAGGAAGAUCACAGAGCUAAGAGGUCUCACCACUGCCCACAUUGUGAAGAGAUUUUCCCAUUUCUAUCAAAGCUAAAAAUACACCUAAAAAUACACACAGGAGAGAAGCCUUACUCCUGCUCUGACUGUGGAAAAUGCUUCAAAACAUCAACGGUGCUAAAACUUCAUCAGAGAACACACACAGGAGAGAAGCCUUAUUACUGCUCUGACUGUGGAAAACGUUUUAAAACAUCAACUCAGCUAAAAGUUCAUCAGAGAACACACACAGGAGAGAGGCCUUUCUUCUGCCCUGACUGUGGAACUAGUUUCUCUCAACUUUCCCACUUAAAAACACAUGAACGUAUACAUACAGGGGAGAAGCCUUAUUACUGCCCUGACUGUGGAAAACGUUUUAAAACAUCAAAUGAGCUAAAAGUUCAUCAAAGAACACACACAGGAGAGAAGCCUUACGUCUGCUCUGACUGUGGAAAAUGCUUCACAACAUCAACUGAUCUAAAAGUUCACCAGAGAACACACACAGGAGAGAAGCCUUAUUCCUGCUCUGACUGUGGAAAGAGUUUUUCUCACCAGUGCAACUUAAAAACUCACCAACGUAUACAUUAAGGAGAAAAGCCACAUCAGUUCUCUCAGACCAGCCACCAGUCACUCCAUCACUUAAUUCUCAUCUCAUAAAGGAAGUGGUAACAUUGAAUGAAGCUUAGAACACUAUUGUAAUCUUAUUGUUUCUCACUGUGAGAGAACUGUCCAGUGGAAAGGAAGAGUUCUAGAAUGUUAGCCUCUUUACUUUACUGAUUAGUGUGCUCCUUUAGUUUUGGUGUGCUUUGUUAGAUUCUACUGUAAACAUAUUGAGAUGACCUUGGAUUUGCCCGUAGUGUUGAAUACCCUCUGUGAGGCUUCUCAUUUUAAAAACAAACACAGGCUGUGUUUGAAUACUCAUACUAACCACACUAUUUGUGACGUGGAGUAUAUAGUAUGCUUAUUGGUCAUAGUAUGGAUAUAGUUAGCAUCCAAUUCGCCAAAAUACGAAGUAUACACACAAAGGACACUUUAUGUACUUUUAGGGCCCAUAAUGCAAUUCCUCAACAAAAAAAAGGGGGUGUCGCUUCACGUGUUCAGAUUUGAAGAAAAUGGGGGGAAAAUAUGCAGCCAAAGUCCGUUGAGAGCGAAUACAAAUUCAUUUCUUUAACUAAUUAUGACAAAUGUUAAGAAAAUGUUGAGCAAUGUAAUUAAGUAAUGACUUUUCUAAUAAGUUACGUUACACUUUAUGUUGGCUGACAAUUUGUUAGCUACGCUAUCCUUAGGAACUGCAUAGCAUUACAGCAGUAUGUACUGGUAUGUUAGCUACGCUAUCCUUAGGAACUGCAUAGCAUUACAGCAGUAUGUACUGGUAUGUUAGCUACGCUAUCCUUAGGAACUGCAUAGCAUUACAGCAGUAUGUACUGGUAUGUUAGCUACGUUAUCCUUACGAACUGCAUAGCAUUACAGCAGUAUGUACUGGUAUGUUAGCUACGCUAUCCUUAGGAACUGCAUAGCAUUACAGCAGUAUGUACUGGUAUGUUAGCUACGCUAUCCUUAGGAACUGCAUAGCAUUACAGCAGUAUGUACUGGUAUGUUAGCUACGCUAUCCUUAGGAACUGCAUAGCAUUACAGCAGUAUGUACUGGUAUGUUAGCUACGCUAUCCUUAGGAACUGCAUAGCAUUACAGCAGUAUGUACUGGUAUGUUAGCUAACGUGAGUUGGAUACUAAUAUUGUUACAUGGAACUUGCCAGGCAGUAUAUUAACUAACUAACUAACCAACAUUUAUUGACUUGAUUAUUCACAUCAUUCUAUACUGUAGUCAUUGUGUGUUUCAAUGGACAUUGUUAAUUCUGGCUAUCUACUCCGAUUUCAGAACACUCUUGCGCAGAAUGACUGAUGAAUUUACAAACGCUCAACACCCGUCGAAUAUAGCUGGUGUCAAUAAACAUCGGCAAAAGAAAGCCUAAUAAGUUAUUGCUAGCAGUCACCAACUCUCUGGAUUACAUGAAAACAGUCUAACCAGUUCUGCUAUGGCAAGUAAAAUGGUCAGUGAGGUGUUCUCUCAUUUGUGUUUGGAAGUAGCUAGCAAACAUUAGCCAGUUAGCUUGGGUGCUUGACUGCCGUUGAAUGCUCGGAUCUACUCUACUCCUCAGCUAGACCGUCCAGUGUGGCUCUGAACGCUCCGAGAGCGAAACGCUCUGAAUUUAUGAACGCCCAGAGCGCACUCUGGCACUCCAGAUUGAAUUUACAAACACACCCCAAAUCUUCAAAUGUUUAGCUAGUUAUUUGUUAUGCUAGCAAGAGGUUGCAUAGCAACAGCAUCCGGAAGACAGGCAAAGCUCUCGUACGCUCGACUGAAACUAUACCGUUCGUUCACAGUAUACUAAAAUGAACUUAUAGUAUGCAGUAUAUACUCAUUUAGUAUACAGUAUGUUAGUAUGGGUAUUCGAACACAGCUAUAGUCUGCCAGUUGACUGGGUGUUACUGCUUCCCUCUCAGCCUGGUCUGAUUCUGUCUGUUGGGAGAGUUUCUCUACAGUUUUACUGUUUUACUUGUUUUUAUUCAGGUGCCAGUGUCUCAGUUGCUAUGGUGCCCUGAGGACAAACAUUCCAUCAAUACAACCAAAACAAAAAUAUAUCUUUUUUUUUUUUAGCUACAAGACAGCUAUAAAUACAUAACAUCAGGUUAUUACAAUAAGUUAUAAUAGUCAUUUGAAACAAUUGCACACUUCAGUGAACUCAUUUAACAACAGUUGUGAACUGCUCUAUCGGCACCAGGGAAUCCAGCUGGAAUUUGUUUUGUAAGGUAUUCUAUAACUGUGAUGCGUUAACUAAAGGUGGAUUUACCAAACUUUGAAGACGAGCGGGGACCAACCCUGCGAACGGGUCUGGUAUCUCAUCUUUAAUAUUUCAAGAGGGAAGUGAGGUAUGUUGGAAGCUUGUGGAGAUGGAAGCUUUGUAAACGAGAAGGGAGUAAUGAAGGGAUCUAUGGGACUUCCAUGAGGAAGUGACCUCUUGACCUUCUGAUACAGGAUGCAAUGAUGAGUAUUAAAACUGUCACCUGUAAUAAAGCAAAGGGUGCUAUGGUAGACGGCAUCCAGUGGUUUAAGAGUAGUGGCUGCUGCAUUCUGGUAAAUGGUGUCACCAUAUUGAAUAACUGUCAGGAUUGCAUGAAAACACAAAUGUAUGCAUUUUAACUAAUUAGCAACUUUGCAACUACUUACUACUUCUUAGCAUGCAACUACUUAGCAUGUUAGCUAACUCUUCCCCUAAUCUGGCUAACUUUAGCAACAACAAAUUGGAAUUCGUAAUAUAGUACAAAUUAGUAACAUAUGUUACGCAUUGCUAUUCAUACAAUAUGGACGGCAGGGUAGCCUAGUGGUUAGAGUGUUGGACUAGUAACCGGAAGGUUGCAAGUUCAAACCCCCGAGCUGACAAGGUACAAAUCUGUCGUUCUGCCCCUGAACAGGCAGUUAACCCACUGUUCCUAGGCCGUCAUUGAAAAUAAGAAUUUGUUCUUAACUGACUUGCCUGGUUAAAUAAAGGUUAAAAAAAUAUAUAUAUAUGAAUUGUCAUUUUAACAUACCAUAUGUCCUAUAAUUUUAUAUUAUACGACCAUUAUUACAUUGGUAGGCCAACAUAACAUAUCAUACUAAACGGAGUAACACAAAGUUUUGUAACAUAUAAUAGGUUUUGCUCUGAGACCAGGUUGUCCCUCUCAGUUCUCUAUGGGAAUGAGUUAGUAGACAACAUGUAUCAGAUAGAGAUGGUGUGAUGAUCACUUUUCACCAUUAGUUUGGGGGGAUUAUUUUACAACUUUAUUUAAUGAUACACAGGUUAUGAAAUGAAUACAUGUGUUUAUUAAUUGUCUUUAAAACUAGAUGAGUUAUUUUAGUUACUGAUCAUGAAUGUGUUUGGAUAACUGCAUUGAAGCAAACUUUAUUGAUCUGCCAAUGAAAAAUAAAGUUACAUGAAUAUGUA
This is a messenger RNA of Oncorhynchus kisutch (coho salmon), 4588 nucleotides long. RefSeq names its product gastrula zinc finger protein XlCGF7.1-like. Gene Ontology annotation, molecular function: DNA-binding transcription factor activity, RNA polymerase II-specific; RNA polymerase II cis-regulatory region sequence-specific DNA binding. The record is from RefSeq and is a predicted model, not a curated record. Gene Ontology annotation, cellular component: chromatin; transcription regulator complex; PcG protein complex. Gene Ontology annotation, biological process: regulation of transcription by RNA polymerase II. Bases 206 to 1192 code for a protein of 328 amino acids. NCBI's taxonomy places the organism in Eukaryota, Metazoa, Chordata, Actinopteri, Salmoniformes, Salmonidae. The transcript is spliced from 4 exons.